Messenger RNA from Rhizopus microsporus ATCC 52813, 881 nucleotides. RefSeq lists its product as uncharacterized. NCBI's taxonomy places the organism in Eukaryota, Fungi, Mucoromycota, Mucoromycetes, Mucorales, Rhizopodaceae. Bases 35 to 688 code for a protein of 217 amino acids. The record is from RefSeq and is a predicted model, not a curated record. The transcript is spliced from 9 exons.
CUUUUUUUAGCUUUUUUCUUUUUUCCCUUUCUUAAUGGAGCUUUCAAAGACAGAGACGAUCGCGCUUUUGGUAUCUAAUAAAGAGGAAACAGUGACAGGGCCUAUAUUUAUCAAGAGUCAGUCUCAACAUGGUUGGAAUUUGUCUUUAAAAGUUGGUGAUAAACAACACGCUUGGGAUUUUAAUCAAUGUGUAAAAGCAGAUUUACAAGGAAAUCUCACUGAAAAGUAUCAAGAGCUCAUCAAUCUUGCAAUGAAUGGUUAUAAUGCGGCUGCUUUAUAUCUUAGUAUAGGAUCGCUCUAUCUUUACGAGAAUAGACAUCAAAGCCAUGAGGCAAUACUAAGUCAAUUGAAAGAUACAAUUGCAUCAGCCAAGAAUCCUAUUCAUAUCGAGUAUGUCUAUAUGUGUGUGACAGAUGAUGAGUGUUAUGAUUGCAGGAAGGAUAAGUGGCAUUCAGCAUCCUCUGUAUUUGAAGCUGGUCUUGAUUCAUUCAUGAAGGAGGUUAGCAGUAUUGACGAUAUAUGGAAAAAGGUUAAAACGGGAUGCAAACUCCCCUUUGUAUUAAAGAUUCUAUUGCAUGAUAAAGUGACAAAGCGUCAUGGACAUUUGUUGAUCAUUGAUUUGCUUCAUCCCAAGUUUUUUACGGAUAUCACAUCUAAGAUUCAUUAUUCAUUCAUCAGCCUUCGAUAGGAAACGUCAUUGACACAAUUAUAACGCGCGACCAUCAUGGUCGCAUUGCCUUAGAGCCCCACCUGCUAGUCAGUAUACUUGCAGAGUAUAUUAGUGGGAGAAGCAAGUUGACAGUAUUCACCUAUUUGAACGAAUAUCCGCAAAAAGAAUAUGAUGAAGUAAUUGCCGUUCUUGAUCUUGUACGCUCAUUAAA